GAGAGAGAGAGAGGGAGAGAGAGAGAGAGAGAUGCUGUCGGGUGUUGAGUCCGGUGUGACUUAUCUAUCCUACUCUGCUGCUGUCGGUAACGGACCGGCUGCGCACACACCUACACUCCUAUCUCUGUCACACACACACACACACACGCACACACACACACACACACACACACACACACACACACACACACACACACACGUACCGGGAGGACCGGACUGGCGCACAGGGAGACCCAUGUCACACCGGAUCGAACAGGGGAAUGUACCGGAAUCCGCUGCACACGCCCGGGCUGUCCCGCACUGAGGGCUGCACUGCAUUAACGGGACACGACACCGGGCUCAGCCAGGGGCGGUACCGGACCGGAAUAGUGUGAUAAAGGAGGCACCUGGCUGCGUAGGGAGAGAGAGAGAGACAGGUGGGUGGGGGGAGACGGGGCGGGAGGGUUUGGAGGGGAGCUGUUCCCAGCGGUUAGAGCUUUUGUUUUGGUGGGGGGGUUAACAACACCGCUUGCGCGCAACGGAGAGUCGGCGCAAAGUUUCCUCGAUGGCGCUGGUGAUGGAGCCGGUGAGCAAAUGGAGCACGAGCCAGGUGGUGGACUGGAUGAAAGGUCUGGACGACUGCUUGCAGCAAUAUGUGUGUGUGUUCGAGCACGGAGGUGUGUGCGGGGAGAGGCUGCUGAGGAUCAGCCACGCCGAGCUGGAGGAGCUGGGAGUUUCUCGCAUCGGACACCAGGAGCUCAUUCUGGAGGCUGUCGACUUGCUCUGUGCUCUGAACUCAGGUCUGGAGACGGAGAGCGUCAGGACUCUGGCUCACAAACUCGGCGCCUCGGCCAAAAACCUGCAGAACUUCAUCUCCGGCCGCCGCCGCAGCAGCCAAUCGGAGAGCAGGUCCUCUCGGCGGCUCCCCAACGAUCUGCUGACCUCCGUGGUCGACCUCAUCACCGCCGCCAAGAGCCUGCUUGCCUGGCUGGACAGGUCUCCCUUUGCUGCAGUGGCAGACUACUCAGUAACCCGAAAUAAUGUCAUUCAGCUCUGCCUGGAGCUCACCACCAUUGUACAGCAGGACUGUACGGUGUUUGAGACGGAGAACAAAAUCCUUCAUGUGUGCAAGACUCUGUCGGAGGUGUGUGAGCACAUUGUGUGUGUGUCAUCCGACCCGCUGGUUUCUCAGUCAGCCCACCUCGAACUGGUUCACCUCACCAACAUCAAACCCUCCGAAGGCCUGGGAAUGUACAUCAAAUCAACCUACGACGGCCUCCAUGUGAUCACAGGAACCACUGAAGGGUCUCCAGCUGACCGCUGUAAGAAGAUCCAUGCAGGAGAUGAAGUCAUACAAGUCAAUCACCAGACUGUGGUGGGCUGGCAGUUGCGUAACUUGGUCGGCUCGCUGAGGGCUGAUAAAGGCGUCGUGUCCCUGACCCUGAAGAAGCGUCCACAGAGCACGCUGAGCUCCGCCCCUGCUCUGCUGAAGAACAUGCGCUGGAAACCCCUCGCUCUGCAGCCAACCAGAAGCCCGGGCAGCAUUUCGGCCACACCCUCAGGCACGCCCACCAAGAGCUCCGCCAUCCAGGACCUCUACAUCCCCCCUCCACCCGCUGAGCCAUACACACCCAGAGAUGAGACAGGAACCUUGCCAGGAGAUGAGGGUGGGCGCAACCACGGUGGCGUCAGCGUUGCCAAGCGCUCUGAGUCACCAAACUCCUUCCUGGAUCAAGAGUCUCACCGGCGAGAAGAGGAGGAGCCCAUGUACUGCACCACACCGACAUAUGGCAGGCUGAGGCCCAUCUCCAUGCCUGUGGAGUGUAACUGGGUGGGCGACUAUGAAGAUCCAGCCAAGCUUAACAGAGAAAGCCGCAGAGAGGCGACACUGAUGCGUUAUGUGGGACUGUCCGGCGUGGACGAGAGGACCGGCUCUGAAGACUACUCCUCCCACACGGCUCGUCCGGGGAAACGGACCAAUGAGACGGCCAAACGCGCCAAGAGGCGGAGCCACCACAGCCAAAGCCCCUCCCACUACGUCCUCCAGACAAAUCAGAGGGAUUCUCCACCGAGAGACCCCGCCUCCAUUUAUCACACAUACCAACAGUCCUCCUCUCUGCAGUCAAAGAACAGGAAGAAGAAUAGAGGACGGAGUUUGGCCUCCCUGAGUCGGAGGCGUGUUUCCUGCAAGGCGCUGGGCAGAGGAGACUGCGAGGGCUGGCUGUGGAGAAAGAGAGAUGCCAAGGGUUACUUUUCCCAGAAAUGGAAGAAGUACUGGUUUGUUCUGAAGGACAACUGCUUGUACUGGUACAUCAAUGAGGAGGAUGAGAAGGCGGAGGGUUUCGUCAGUCUUCCAGAGUUUAAGAUCGACCGGGCCAGUGAAUGUCGCAAGAAGUAUGCUUUCAAAGCAUGUCACCCCAAGGUCAAGAGUUUCUACUUCGCAGCAGAUGGAGUGGAUGACAUGAACAGAUGGCUGAGUCGUCUCAACAUGGCCGCUGUGGGCUACGCAGAGCGAGAGAGGAUACGCCAGGAGCAGGAUUACUGGAGUGAGAGUGAGCAUGAGGAUGACACCACCUCCAGCCCCAAACAGGACAGUCCCCCACCUCCAUAUGAUACCUACCCACGGCCUCCAUCAAUGAGUGCCUAUUUGGAAGGCCGGACCACUCGACUGUCUUCCACGGAGACGUCUCGUUCCCGCUCCUCCCAGGAGGACUUCCUCUGCGGCGAUGCCCCCGCGGUGGCCGCAGAGCCGCAGUACCAUCCUGGUCCUCUCGGGGGCGGCACCACGCACAGCGGGCAGAAACCAGGGGGCAGCAGCAGCAGCGACGUGCAGUACAGAUGUGAUGCUAUAGAGUACCGAUCCAGUCCUGCAGGGGGCGGCAGUGAGACGGGGUCUCCGGGCCGUUCCUCCUCGUCUCAGAGACGUUCCUGGCAGGACCUGAUUGAGACGCCGCUGACUGAGGCUGGACUGCACUACCUGCAGACUGGACCGCUAGAGGACGCCGUCUUUGCUGAGCCCGGUCCGGGCGGUGGGACGAUGAUGGCCGGAGCCGUUUACACCCUCCCCGCACAGAGGAAUGUCCCGCUGCCCAUGGCCAUGCAGAGGCUGAUUCCUAUGGCAACCCAGGGAGGGAAACCCCGCAGCUUCACACUGCCGCGAGACAGCAACCUACACACACUGCUCACGCCCCCUGCGAAAGAACAACAGCAAACACACAAUGGCGGCAGCGAGGGCGCUUCCCUGGGCGACCUGUUCCGUGCGUGCGAGCAGAGCGGGGUGUGUCCUCUGGGUCGCGGGUCGGACGCCAAAGGUCAGUCAGAGUGCAGGCAGUCGUUCCUCCGGCGGGCCGCCGACCCUCAGCUCAACGAUCGUCUGCACCGUCUCCGCAUACUGACCUCCACGCUCAAGGACAGGGAGGGGGAGCUAGCGCUGAUUGACAGGCUGCUGGCCAAUCCCCAGCUGUCGUCGGCAGAGUUCCAGGAGUGGAAACGAGCCUAUCAGGAGCUGUUCUCUCAGGAGCCAGACUCGACCGCUGACUCAGACCCCGGCCCGCCCCUCACCCCCUCGCUCUCUCACACGCACUCCUACAUCGAGACCCACGUCUGACGAGUCCAACACACACACACACACACACCAAACACACACUCAUGCUUGAGUUGCUCUCAUCUCCUGAUUCUGGAAAGAGUUGAACAAACAGCAUCGGACGUUUUUUGACGCAUCGGGGGUUUGCGAUCAGCGACGGGCUUUAGGGACAGCUUGGCUCCACAUCCCGAUACGCUUUUGGCAGCCUCGGGGUUCAAGUGCACCAUGACAGCUUUUCUGAGGAGACGCCUGUGUGGCCCUCGUGUCACAUCAAUCUACGUGCUGAUUGGUUAUGCCACUCCAGCUGGCUCAGGGGCGGACGAUUAACUGAUCCUUCAGUAUUACAUGUCAGCUUUCGUGCUCUUUUAAAGUGCUUACUUUGGACGACUUUCAUCAGUUUGUCCCUCCUGACGUGGACGAAGACCUCAGAGUCGUAUCUUCACGAGCCGCCAUUGUGCCACAGUGUUUCAUCCUGCUUGUUGUGCCAUGUUUAUACCGACUGCACAGUGUCUCAUAGACGCACAUUGUAUUCUAUCAAGCCUUAUACUUGAUGAUAUUUUCUGUACAGUGAGUGCAAAGAACAAUUAGCAGACUUUUUGUUUGUUCUGGUUUGGUAGAAGUACGUACAGUACUGGGCUGGGCUGGCUGGACCUGAAUCAUGCACACUCGCCUCCUGGAAUAAGACCCCUCUAAAGGAAAAGUCCACCCUAAAAACACUUUUUAACAGUAUCCUUGCACAAAACAGUUUCCCUCUCAUGCUGUCGCUUCAUUUUCACUGUCAGUAUGACUUCACCUCCAGCGAGACCCGUCCUAGAAUAUAAUCAUUGAUAUCGAUCAGCUGCCUCUAUUAGAGCUCAUUAAUUAAAUUCGAGACCUAAAUGUUUCGUUUCAAUCACAAUCACUUUGGUGGAAACAUGAAACAUCUUCAGUUUGAUUUUUAUAAUGCAUGACAUUUUAUUAUUGUUUUAUGCAAAUUACAUGUCCAUAAAAAACAGCUUAUGGUCAAACAAAGCCUUUUAUAUCUGCAUAGAGAAACUGUAAUAUCUUUCAUUGCAUUCCCUAAUCUUAUGGAUAGGUCACAUUUCUUUCACAUAUGUCUUAUGAAAAUACUUUACGUGCACAUAUAUACAUUAAAAGAGUUCAUGUAGUCCAUAACGGUCACGAAGAAAUCCAUUUUUUAAACUAGAAGGACAUUCGGAUAUGCUCCAAAUUUGAAUGGGAUCUACCAUCGCCCAUGUUACACCCUUCCACCAAAAAGAAAAUCAAGCCAGUAGUUUUCCUGUUAUCCUGCUAACCAACAAACACACCAACAAAACAAACCGAAAAAAGGAACUAGGAGAGUUCAGACCUUGUAGUUUUUUCCGUAAUCGUGCUCACAAACAGACAAACAAACCCAACAGAGGUAACCAGUGUAAGAGAAGGACAAGAUCAACCUUUUUCUGUGUAGAAAUACAAAAUGCUAAAAUUGUAAUUUUGUACUCAACUGAAUGCAUUAUUUGUACCAAUGCAUCCUGUACCUGUCCGAUAACAAAAAGUCUGUUGAGGUUAAAUUAUCCAAAUUAUGCCACGAAAUAAUUGACGAUUAUUAUUUUUAAAUCUCCAUCUGGUGUUUUGAAGUUUUAAAAGGCUAAUUACUGCCACUUCUGGAGUGCGGACGACAUGUUAUACACAAAAGAAAUACCUUCAACGGGGGCAGACCGCCGUCUUGUUAUUUGCUUCUGAAUCUGUUUUAAUUCGUCUUUUUGAUUUUCCGUGGCUUUAACGGUCAACCUCCCUUUAAAGGCUUUGAGCACCCACUCUGAUUUUUUUCAGUUAAUCUGGUGGAUUAGACCUCUUCUCUGUGUGGGCGUGACCGUAUUUGAUUGUCAUCUUCCUGAGUUUCCCCUUACAGCUUUGCUGCACCAGUUAGGACGGGACACAUUACACCUCUAUCAUUCUUAUUGGUAGAUUUGUGAGCUUGUGAAUUCCCAUCAAAGCUCCAGCCCACCUUCAACCUAAACAGAGGUCUAAUCAAGUGAAAACACAUGAGUGGGUGUUCAGAGGCUUUAGCACUUGAAAACAACAAGGAUUGUUUCGGUCCUCAUAGAAAAUAAA
Molecule: messenger RNA, 5656 nt
Organism: Anarrhichthys ocellatus (wolf-eel)
Lineage: Eukaryota; Metazoa; Chordata; Actinopteri; Perciformes; Anarhichadidae
Gene: cnksr2a
Product: connector enhancer of kinase suppressor of Ras 2a
Exons: 24
Coding region: 545-3586 (1013 amino acids)
Biological process (GO): regulation of signal transduction
Cellular component (GO): cytoplasm; membrane
Molecular function (GO): protein binding
Source: RefSeq, a predicted model, not a curated record